Theobroma umbraticum is the source of this 1415-nucleotide messenger RNA. Its product is annotated as alcohol dehydrogenase 1-like. Gene Ontology annotation, molecular function: zinc ion binding; S-(hydroxymethyl)glutathione dehydrogenase [NAD(P)+] activity; alcohol dehydrogenase (NAD+) activity. Gene Ontology annotation, cellular component: cytosol. Gene Ontology annotation, biological process: formaldehyde catabolic process. The record is from RefSeq and is a predicted model, not a curated record. Lineage: Eukaryota; Viridiplantae; Streptophyta; Magnoliopsida; Malvales; Malvaceae.
GAGCUAGCAGUAGUUUUGAUAGCACUUCUUUAAUAAAUAGGCUAAAACAAACCAAGCAAAAUAUUACGAGUGUCUGACUGUGUACGUACGCAUAAAUAUGAAUCAUGUGCGAAAGGCUUUGACAGUUCCGUUUAAAACGGUGAACGCCAAGUGUUUUGAUACUCGUUGGUUCUCUUACAAAUCUCCUUGUCCUGCACUGCAAACAAGGCUAUUUUCUAACGUCGGUUCUUCAGCUAAACCUGCCAUGUCCAGUACUGCGGGUCUUGUUAUUCCCUGCAAAGCGGCUGUUGCAUGGGAAGCAGGGAAGCCAUUGGUGAUUCAGCAAGUGGAAGUUGCUCCACCACAGGCCAUGGAAGUGAGGAUCAAAAUCAAGUAUACCUCACUUUGUCACACUGAUCUCUACUUUUGGGAAGCCAAGGGCCAGACGCCAUUGUUUCCUCGAAUAUUUGGCCAUGAAGCAGCUGGGAUUGUGGAGAGUCUAGGGGAAGGUGUAACGGGCCUUGAGGUCGGGGAUCAUGUGCUUCCAGUGUUCACAGGAGAGUGUGGAGAAUGUGCUCACUGCAAGUCCGACGAAAGCAAUAUGUGUGACCUGCUGAGGAUUAACACAGAGAGAGGCGUCAUGCUCAGCGACGGAAGGUCUAGGUUUUCAAUCAAUGGAUCACCAAUAAAUCACUUUGUUGGGACAUCAACCUUUAGUGAGUACACUGUUGUUCAUUCAGGCUGUCUUGCAAAGAUCAAUCCUCUGGCACCUUUGGAUAAAGUCUGUGUCCUCAGUUGCGGCAUCUCAACAGGAUUGGGUGCUACUUUAAAUGUGGCAAAACCCCAAAAAGGUUCCUCGGUGGCUAUCUUUGGAUUGGGAGCUGUUGGGCUGGCUGCUGCAGAAGGUGCAAGAAUUGCCGGAGCAUCAAGGAUUAUAGGGGUGGAUUUCAAUCGUGGAAGGUUUGAGCAAGCCAAGAAGUUUGGAAUCACAGAAUUUGUGAACCCCAAGGACUAUGACAGGCCAGUUCAAGAGGUUAUUGCUGAGAUGACAAACGGUGGGGUGGAUAGGAGCGUCGAAUGCACUGGCAGCAUUAACGCCAUGAUUUCAGCUUUUGAAUGUGUUCAUGACGGAUGGGGUGUGGCUGUUCUUGUUGGAGUGCCUAGCAAGGAAGCAGUGUUCGUGACCAAGCCCAUCAAUUUGCUUAAUGAAAGAACACUGAAAGGAACUUUCUUUGGAAACUACAAGCCGCGGACUGAUCUCCCAUCUGUUGUUGAUAUGUACAUGAACAAGAAGCUGGAGGUGGAUAAAUUUAUAACUCAUCGAGUCCCUUUCUCAGAGAUCAACAAGGCCUUUGAGCUCAUGGUUAAGGGGGAGGGUUUACGGUGCAUUAUUAGCCUGGAAGACUAAGAUUCUGGAAACAAGAGUAAAAGCUGGG